Messenger RNA from Setaria italica (foxtail millet), 677 nucleotides. RefSeq lists its product as uncharacterized. Bases 1 to 489 code for a protein of 162 amino acids. The record is from RefSeq and is a predicted model, not a curated record. The transcript has 2 exons. NCBI's taxonomy places the organism in Eukaryota, Viridiplantae, Streptophyta, Magnoliopsida, Poales, Poaceae.
AUGGCUGCCCGGCUAGCAGUUGCUGCGGCCGCGGUGGCGGUGGCGGUGGCGGCGGCGGCGGCGGCGGCGCUGCCGCUGCUGGCGGCCGGCGCCGCGUCCGACGACUGCUUCGAGAACUGCUUCAAGCACUGCGUCGGCAACGACAAGUCCAUGACCGAUUACUGCAACUACGCCUGCGGCAUGACGUGCGGCGGGCCCGACAACGGCGCGCUCCGCACCAUAAACUGCCAGCUCGCCUGCGUCAGGGACUCCUGCCGCCGUCUCCGCGCAGAUGGCAAUAAGGGCAUGGAGGCCUGCUACGGGCAGUGCUACGACGGCUGCGAGACCAAGGCCGGCCUGCCGAGGCCUCUCCGCGCCGGCGCCGGCGCUGUCGGGGCAGCGGUGCUGCCCGACCACCACUUCCACGAGAUGCAGGACGCCGUCCAGCCAACGUCGGAGCCGGACCCUGACGAUGCCAGCCGUCGAGCAAGGGCCCCCUUCCUCCCCUGAUCGUUGUCAUCGGAGGGCGGCGAUGCCCCUCCACCUACGCCGAAUGCCACAGUGACCACGAUAACAAAAAAAUUACCAUUUUAUGAGUAUUUAGUUUGAGUUUGUCUGUAAUUAUUUUAAAUUUAUUUGGAUUUUAUCCAAUGUAUCCUAUUUUGUGUUAUAAAUCUUGGUAAUAUUAUCCAUAAAGU